Molecule: messenger RNA, 1523 nt
Organism: Capsella rubella
Lineage: Eukaryota; Viridiplantae; Streptophyta; Magnoliopsida; Brassicales; Brassicaceae
Product: basic 7S globulin
Exons: 1
Coding region: 42-1346 (434 amino acids)
Biological process (GO): proteolysis
Molecular function (GO): aspartic-type endopeptidase activity
Source: RefSeq, a predicted model, not a curated record
UCUUCAACCUCAUCACAUUCAUUCAGUCUCUAUUAACAACAAUGGCGUCCUCCUCUCCGGUGAUCCUCUCUGUCCUUGUCCUCUUCAUCUUCUCCCUCUCAUCCUCCUCUGCUCAAACAUCAUUCCGACCUAAAGCUCUCAUCCUCCCAGUCACAAAAGAUCCAUCUUCCCUACAAUACACAACCGUCCUCAACCAACGCACACCUCUCGUCCCCGCUUCCGUCGUCUUCGACCUCGGUGGUCGAGAUCUCUGGGUCGACUGUGACAGAGGCUACGUCUCUUCCACUUACCAGUCCCCUCGCUGCAACUCCGCCGUCUGUACUCGCGCCGGCUCCACCAGCUGCGGCCAAUGCUUCUCCCCUCCCAGACCUGGCUGUAGUAACAACACUUGCGGCGCUACUCCAGAUAACACCGUCACCGGAACCGCAACUUCCGGAGAGCUUGCUUUAGACGUCGUCUCGAUCCAGUCCACCGACGGAUCUAAUCCGGGUCCGGUCGUUAAAAUCCCCAAUCUAAUCUUCGUUUGUGGUUCAACCUUUCUUCUUAAUGGACUCGCUAAAGGAACCGUUGGCAUGGCCGGAAUGGGACGUCACAACAUCGGCUUACCCUCGCAAUUCGCCGCGGCGUUUAGCUUCAACCGCAAAUUCGCCGUGUGUCUUACUUCCGGUAGAGGCGUCGCCUUCUUCGGCAACGGGCCUUACGUUUUCCUCCCCGGAAUCCCCAUUUCAGGGCUCCAAACGACGCCGCUUCUCAUCAGUCCGGUGAGCACUGCUUCUGCGUUUUCACAAGGUGAAAAAUCCUCGGAGUACUUCAUCGGCGUGACGGCGAUUAAAAUCGUCGAGAACACAGUUCCGAUCAAUCCAAGGCUUUUGAAGAUUAACAGUACCGGAUUCGGAGGAACCAAGAUCAGCACUGUGAACCCUUAUACUGUGAUGGAGUCAUCGAUCUAUAAAGCUUUUACGUCGGAGUUCGUGAGACAAGCAGCGGCAAGGAACAUCACUAGAGUAGCGUCCGUGAAACCGUUUGGCGCGUGUUUCAGCACGCAGAACAUCGGCGUCACGCGCGUGGGAUACGCCGUGCCGGAGAUACAGCUCGUGCUUCACAGCAAGGACGUCGUUUGGAGGAUCUUUGGAGCUAACUCGAUGGUGAGUGUCAGAGAUGACGUCAUCUGCUUGGGUUUCGUUGACGGAGGAGUCAACGCGAGAACCUCUGUGGUGAUCGGAGGGUUUCAGUUGGAGGACAAUCUGGUUGAAUUUGAUUUAGCCAGUAACAGAUUCGGGUUCAGUUCUACUCUACUGGGACGUCGCACUAACUGCGCCAACUUCAAUUUCACUUCCACUGCUUAGAUUACAUUUAGUUAAAUCAAUUUCCUUAAAAAUAAAUGUGUUUCAGUUUAUUAAUUAUGUCACGUUUGAUGUUAUCAAUAAGGAGCCAAAUGCCAAAGGAAUAUGUUCUUGUCAUUUUUUAUCACCUGAUCUGAAUGUGUAAUGAGUUAUUUGAUAUCAAAUUUCAAGUUGCAGAUA